Messenger RNA from Rhodamnia argentea, 1439 nucleotides. Its product is annotated as arogenate dehydrogenase 1, chloroplastic-like. Bases 289 to 1125 code for a protein of 278 amino acids. Gene Ontology annotation, biological process: L-tyrosine biosynthetic process. Gene Ontology annotation, molecular function: arogenate dehydrogenase (NADP+) activity; prephenate dehydrogenase (NAD+) activity; prephenate dehydrogenase (NADP+) activity. Lineage: Eukaryota; Viridiplantae; Streptophyta; Magnoliopsida; Myrtales; Myrtaceae. The transcript has 8 exons. The record is from RefSeq and is a predicted model, not a curated record.
UGUGACGCUGACGCAAAUUGGUACAUAUCAACAUCUUUCCAUGCCAGACGAGGGACAAAUCCAAAAGCGAAUUUAUUAUGGACCUCAGAUCUCCAGGUAACAAAACUCGUCUGUUUCCAGCAAAAGCACGCAACUGAUAUCUUAGGAUUCUCCAAUAUACAAAAGGGUCAGAAGAAAGAAAAAUCCUCUGCGGUUCUUGCUGGCCUGGUCAAGAACGGCUCCGUAAGGACAUACCCACAAAACAAAAAUCAUCCUUUGCUACCUCCAUUGGUUUUUGCUCUCCGCACAAUGUCUGGUCCUGCUCCUGUCUCAUCUUCCGCAAGCCUCAAGAUAGGGAUCGUUGGCUUCGGCACUUUCGGCCAGUUCCUGGCGCUGGCCAUGAUCAAGCAAGGCCACUCCCUGAGAGCGACUUCGAGGACCGAUUAUUCUCAGCUGUGUGCUGAUCUGGGCAUCACGUUCUUCAGCGACGUGGCUGCAUUUCUUGGAGCAGAAAAUGAUGUGAUACUGUUAUGCACAUCGAUCCUGUCUCUCUCCCAAGUUCUAAAGUCAAUGCCGUUCCAUUCGCUGAAGAAGCCAGCGCUAUUCGUCGAUGUACUGUCGGUCAAAGAGCAUGCAAGAGACACUCUCUUACAAGUACUUCCAGAAGAUUCAGAUGUGCUGUGCACUCAUCCGAUGUUCGGGCCAGAGAGUGGUAAAGAUGGGUGGAGAGAUCUUAACUUCAUGUAUGAGAGAGUUCGAGUGAGGGACGAGAAAACAUGCUCAAGCUUCCUCAAGAUUUUCGAAAUCGAGGGGUGUAGGAUGCUUGAAAUGUCUUGCACAGAGCAUGAUGAGCUGGCAGCUAAGAGUCAAUUUAUCACCCACGCUAUUGGCAGAAUCUUGUCGGACAUGGACAUCAAAUCGACACCGAUAGAUACAAAGAGUUUCGAAGCUCUUGUUCAACUGAGGAAGAACAUGGAGUGCGAUAGUUUUGAUCUGUUCAGUGGGUUGUACAUCCACAACAGGUUUGCGAAGCAAGAGCUAAAGAACCUAGAGUUUGCCUUUGAGAAGUUGAAACACAAGCUGCCGAAGAGGAAUGAUGAGGAACAGGAAGUAAACCAGGAGUGCAUGGUGAAGAACAGCCGCUGAUAAAUUUCUUUUUCACUACAAAUUUACUGCUUAUCGGAACAGUUUCUUAGCUGUAGAAACUGUCAAAAAGGUGCCCCUCAAUUCACUCCAGAGAGAGAUUAUACUGAGAGAUAUAUUGCCAGAUUUCUACUUCUGGAGAAAUACCAGCUCCACACUUUUUUCAGUACCAAACAUUCUAGGCCUGGUGUCAAAACUGUGUAAUGUGUACAGAUGCAGUCUUUGCAUUAUCCUCAUAUGUGAUGAAUAUUUGAAAGAAUAUGACUUGGCAAUUUACAGUUGGGCAAGAGAAGAAAAAUAUCAACUAUCACUGUAAA